AUGGAAAAGGUGGAUACGAAGGUGAAUAAGAUAUUAAGGUGGGUGAAGGAGGAGAGAGAGAAGGAAAAGAAAAAGGGGAGAGAAGAUAGAGUGGUUAAGCUGAUUGAAGUGGUUGAAAAGAUGACAGGAUGGCUAAAGGAGGAGAGAGAAAAGAAGAGGAAAGAAGAGGGGCAGAGAGGAAAAGGAAGUAAAAAGAAGGAGGAAGAAAAGAGAGAAAGUAGAGGGGAAAGAGAAAGAGGGAAGAAGAGAGACGAAGGGAAGAAAGAGGAAGUGGUGAAGAAAAGAGAAAAAGAUGAGGAGAGUAAAGGGGAAGGGGAAGGAAGUGAGGGAGAGAGAAGGAUGGCAGUGAUGGGAAGAAAAAGUGGAAAGAAGAUUGGAAGGACUGAAGAGAAGGAAGAGGAAGAAGAGGAGAAAAAGGAAGAAGAAAUGGAAAAAAGGAAUAAAGGCAAAAAUAGCAGAGAAGAAGAAGGAGUGAGGCGUCUAGGACAAGAGGGUCAAGAAGACAGGAUGGAGGAAUGGUGA
Messenger RNA from Nylanderia fulva, 522 nucleotides. Lineage: Eukaryota; Metazoa; Arthropoda; Insecta; Hymenoptera; Formicidae. The record is from RefSeq and is a predicted model, not a curated record.